AUGACUGGGCCAGAAGACGAGAGGCGGCCUGUUGACACGCAGGCUGCUUCUAAUCAAGCCCAAGACUCGCAACCUGUUGCAGAAGAACCCUUGGAACUGGUGAACGACGAGAAGCACCUGGACGAGGAGAAGAUCUUCGACAAGGAGGCAAUAGAGGAGACGAGUUCGACCGACGAUGCCAGCGACGUUGAGAAGCAUGGCAGCGUCGACAAGCACAUCGAUCGGCCGAUAGUCGAAAGAACUCAAAGCAACUGGACUACAGCAACGGGGACCAGCAUAGCCAGUGAAGCUCGACCAUCAGAUCAACCGCCACGAAGACGAAAAUGGAGCGAAAAAUUGAACCCGUUCAAGCACAAGACGCUGCCGCCUGUCCCUGAUGAACGGCAACCGUCUCGGGAACAUACGGCUGGUUUCUUCAGUGUACUCACAUUCCAAUGGAUAGCAGGACUCAUGAGCGUCGGCUACCAGCGUCCGCUGGAGGUGGACGACAUCUGGGCUGUGAAUCCCGACCGAAGCACAGAGGUCAUGAAGGCCAAACUUUACGCAGCGUUGGAGAAGCGGAAGCAGCAGCAGAAUCGCUUCUCACCCCUAUCCAUGGCGCUCUACGACACCUUCACGAAGGAAUUCUGGAUAGGAGGUAUAUGUCAGCUCGUCGCCGCAUGCCUUCAGGUUCUUGGGCCCUUCACCCUUAAAUACUUGAUCGCAUUCGCUGCAAAAGCCUACGCGGCAUCAAAGGGACAAGGACCAGAACCGCCAAUUGGAGAGGGCGUUGGACUCGUCCUUGGAAUCACGGGAAUGCAGAUAAUUCAAUCCGUCUGUACUAACCACUUCAUUUACCGAGGCAUGAUGGUAGGUGGCCAAAGCCGGUCUGUCCUCAUCAGUGUCAUCUUCGAGAAGUCGAUGAAACUUUCAGGUCGAGCGAAAGCUGGCGGAAAGUUACAGCAGGCAGAAGAGCCCAAGCCUGACUUCAAAGCCGGUAGCAAGGAAGAAAAGGCUUGGUUCAAGAAGCUGGCCAAAGAGAGUGGCAACAAGAAAGGAGAACAGCAAGGGUGGGGUAACGGCAGAAUCGUCAACCUCAUGUCCACUGAUACCUACCGAAUUGACCAGGCUUGCGGAAUGGGCCACAUGAUUUGGACUUCUCCAAUUCAGGUCUUGCUGACACUGGCUCUGCUGCUCAUCAACUUGACCUACAGCGCCCUCUCUGGGUUCGCCUUCAUCAUGCUUACGAUGCCCAUGCUCGCAAAAGCAGUCCGCAGCUUGAUGACCCGCCGCAAAGCCAUCAACAAGAUCACCGAUCAGCGUGUGAGUCUCACGCAAGAGAUCAUCUCGUCAGUUCGAUUCGUCAAGUUCUUCGGAUGGGAGACCAGCUUCCUCGACCGAUUGCAUGAGAUCAGAACCCACGAGAUCAACAAAGUCUCCUUUUUGCUGUCAAUCAGGAACGGUAUCAUGGCUGUCUCGAUGUCGCUGCCCAUCUUCGCAUCAAUGCUGGCCUUUAUCACAUUCUCUUUAACCCACGCUCCUGGUUCAUUCAAGGCAGCAACGGUCUUCUCGUCACUGGCACUUUUCAAUUCUCUACGUAUCCCACUCAACCUGUUGCCAAUGGUAAUUGGACAGGUGGUGGACGCAAACGCAUCCUUGAACCGUAUCUCUGAAUUUCUAGACGCCGAAGAAAGAACCGAGGAUGCAGAAUGGGAACUCGAAGCAAAGCCGGCAAUCAAGAUCGAGGACGCAGACUUCACAUGGGAGCGCGCUGCAAGUCAGCACGCUGCCGCUAUGAACGAGGCUCCAAAGGGGUCGAAGCAACUCAAGAAGGAGAAGAAAGAGGCCAAGGUCAAAGCAAAGGAAGAAAAGCGUCUGUCAAAACUACAAAGCGACACUGCUCUCGACACUUCAGCAAGCCCCGGCAGUCCUGCGGAGGAAGAGGAAGAAAAGCCGUUCGAAGUCAAAGACGUCAACCUCAGCGUUGGCAGAGACGAGCUUGUUGCGGUCAUUGGCUCUGUGGGCUCAGGUAAGAGUUCAUUGCUGGCCGCUCUGGCUGGUGAUAUGCGCAAGACCAAGGGAAGUGUCACAUUCGGCGCCGACAGAUCAUUCUGCCCUCAGUAUGCGUGGAUCCAGAACGCCACUGUCAAGGAGAACAUCAUCUUCAGCAAGGACUACGACAGGAGAUGGUAUAACGAUGUCAUCGAUGCAUGUGCUCUUCGCCCUGACUUGGAAAUGUUGCCUGCUGGAGACCAGACUGAGAUUGGAGAGCGUGGUAUUACUGUUUCGGGUGGCCAAAAGCAGCGAUUGAACAUCGCUCGUGCAAUCUACUUCAACGCCGACAUUGUCAUCAUGGACGACCCUCUGUCUGCAGUUGACGCUCACGUCGGAAAACAUAUUAUGGACAAUGCCAUCUGUGGACUUCUCAAGGGCAAGGCUCGUGUGCUUGCCACUCAUCAACUGCACGUCUUACAUCGAGUGGACCGCAUCGUCUGGAUGAAGGAUGGCGGAAUUCACAAGAUUGCCACCUUCCCCGAUCUGAUGGCUAAUGAUGAGGAAUUCCAAAAGCUCAUGGAGACGACAGCCAGCUCCGAACAGAAGGAAGAGGGCGAUAAGAUGGACGAAGACGAAGUCGAAGAGGAAAAGAACGAGCAAGUCAAGAAGACGAAGAAGAAGCCAGCGGCAGCCCUGAUGCAGCAAGAAGAACGUGCUGUGAACAGUGUCGGCUCUGAAGUCUACAUGGAGUACGUGAGGGCUUCUGGAUCGAUUCUCGCAGCGCCCCUGAUCAUCUUCUUGCUUAUCAUUGCGCAAGGAGCCAACAUCAUGACCAGCUUGUGGCUCUCUUACUGGACAUCUACGAAGUGGGGGCUCAAAUUGGGCGUCUACAUUGGCGUCUACGCUGCUCUUGGUGUUGUGCAGGCUUUACUUCAAUUUGCCUUCUCUGUCACACUGACAGUCUGCGGUACGAAAGCGUCCAAGGUCAUGAUGAGUCGUGCCAUGUACCGGGUUUUGAGGGCUCCCAUGUCUUUCUUCGAUACAACACCGCUUGGACGAAUCACCAACAGAUUCUCCAAGGACGUGGACACUAUGGACAACACCCUGACAGACUCGAUGCGCAUGUUCUUCCUGACCAUGGCCAUGAUCAUCUCAGUCUUCAUCCUCAUCAUCGCCUAUUACCACUGGUUCGCCCUUGCAUUGGCACCACUUACCGUUUGCUUCCUUUUCUCGGCUAGCUACUACCGCUCGUCCGCUCGAGAACUCAAGCGUCAUGAGGCUGUCCUGCGCAGUGUUGUCUUUGCACGCUUCAGCGAGGCUGUCAACGGUACACCCACCAUCCGAGCAUACGGCGUGCAGAAGCAAUUCGGUCAACGAGUUGACGACUCAGUUGACUCCAUGGACGGCGCUUACUUCCUUACGUUCGCCAACCAACGCUGGCUCUCGGUCCGUCUGGACGCGCUCGGUAACAUCCUGGUCUUCGUCACUGGCAUCCUCGUCGUGACCUCCCGAGUCUCCAUCAGUCCGAGCACAGGAGGUUUGGUCCUCUCGUACAUCCUUUCCAUCGUACAGAUGAUUCAGUUCACCGUGCGACAGCUUGCGGAGGUUGAGAACAACAUGAACUCUACAGAGCGUAUUCACUACUACGGCACCAAACUUGAAGAGGAGGCGCCGCUCCACCUCGGUGAUGUACGCCCAUCGUGGCCUGAGAAGGGUGAGAUCAAGUUCGACAACGUACAGAUGCGCUACCGCGAUGGCUUGCCACUUGUCUUGAAGGGCUUGACAAUGAACGUGCGUCCUGGCGAGAGAAUCGGCGUGGUUGGGCGCACUGGCGCCGGCAAGUCCACGAUCAUGUCGACGCUAUUCAGACUGGUGGAGCUCUCUGGCGGCAGCAUCUCCAUUGAUGGAGUCAACAUCGCCAGCAUCGGUCUCCACGAUCUACGUUCAAGACUUGCCAUCAUCCCGCAAGAUCCUACCCUGUUUAAGGGUACCAUCCGCAGUAACUUGGAUCCCUUCAACGAGCACUCCGAUCUGGAACUAUGGCAUGCCCUUCGACAAGCAGAUCUGGUCGGCGCCGAGCAGACCAUGGAAGAUGAAGGUGGCCGCAUCCACCUGGACACCCAGGUCGAAGACGAAGGGCUCAACUUCUCCCUCGGCCAACGCCAACUCCUCGCCCUGGCGCGUGCGCUUGUCCGAGGCUCACAGAUCAUCGUGUGCGACGAGGCGACCUCAUCGGUCGACUUCGAGACGGACCAAAAGAUUCAACGAACGAUUGUGCGUGGUUUCAAGGGCAAGACCUUGCUCUGCAUCGCCCAUCGUCUGAAGACCAUCAUCGGCUACGACCGCAUUCUGGUCAUGGAUCAGGGCAACGUGGCGGAACUUGAUAGCCCUUUGAACCUCUACGAUCAGAGAGGCAUUUUCAGGAGCAUGUGCGAUCGCAGCGGCAUCAGGAGAGAAGACUUCUUUGAUAGCGCGGAGGCGAGGUUUAGCGCUGAGUCGCCUGGUCUUGAGCGGACGGAGAGUGCGCUCAUGCGGAAGGAGUAUUCAUGA
Messenger RNA from Zasmidium cellare ATCC 36951, 4524 nucleotides. RefSeq lists its product as uncharacterized. NCBI's taxonomy places the organism in Eukaryota, Fungi, Ascomycota, Dothideomycetes, Mycosphaerellales, Mycosphaerellaceae. Gene Ontology annotation, biological process: transmembrane transport. The record is from RefSeq and is a predicted model, not a curated record. Bases 1 to 4524 code for a protein of 1507 amino acids. Gene Ontology annotation, cellular component: membrane. Gene Ontology annotation, molecular function: ATP binding; ABC-type transporter activity; ATP hydrolysis activity. The transcript is spliced from 2 exons.